CUAAAUUUUAGAAUUUGUCACAGGAAAGCUUCUGCUUUCUAAGGUGGUCCGUCCGUCUUUUCCGACAUCUAUUUAUACACCGCCCUUACUUUCUCUUUCCUCCCUUUUCUCUCCGGUGAAUUUCGAUUUUUAGGGUUAGGGUUUGAUGAUCGAAUUCUGAGCAAAACUUCGAUUUUUCUCAGAGAUCAUCAAACCUUUCAUAUAUUCAAUUCAAUCCACUACAAUGUAUGCAUUGAAGGAGAAAGUGAGCGAGAAAUUAUCCCGUCUUUUAGCUGAUUCUCCGUCUCCACCGUCCCCUGAAUUACAGGAAUCUCCCCAGGCCAAUUCACACUCCAAGGGAGCAAAGGCUUUGUCAUCGUUAUUUACUUACAUCCAUCCUUCAACUGCCAAACAAAAGACUCGGGGUGAUCUGAAAUCAUUGCAAUCUUCUCCUACCAGAUGGAGAAGUAAUAGUUUCUCUUGGAAAAUUCAAAACAUGGAUUGUCAGCCAGAAGGCAUUCCAAAAAAUGAAUGUAGAGAAUCAACUCUUUCUCAUGGUGAGCUUGAGAGCCCUGUUUCUGGCAGAAGUGUUUCUGCACCAGAAUUCUUUGAGGAUGCAUUUGAGCCUCCAAGCCCUUGGAAACUUAUGCCCAAUCUGACAGAUGAUUCUUCGUUUAUUAAUGUGGAAUUAUACGAGUUUCUUCAGGCAUCCCUUCCUAACAUCGUGAAAGGUUGUCAAUGGGGAUUGCUUUACAGUACUUUAAAACAUGGUACAUCACUUCGUACUCUUAUACGGAAAAGUGCCGAUCUUUCAAGUCCUGGUCUAUUGAUUGUUGGAGAUAGAAAAGGUGCUGUAUUUGGUGGGCUCCUUGACUGUCCUCUUAAACCAUGUCCAAGGAGAAAAUAUCAAGGAACAAACCAGACUUUUGUUUUUACCACUAAAUAUGGUGAACCAAGGCUGUUUAGAGCAACAGGCGCCAACCGAUACUUCUAUUUGUGCUUGAAUGACUUUCUAGCAUUCGGUGGGGGAGGCAACUUUGCUUUGUCACUGGAUGAAGAUUUGUUGGCUGGAAGUAGUGGGCCAUGCCAGACUUUCGGGAACACAUGCUUGGCUCACGAUCCAGAAUUUGAAUUGAAAAAUGUUGAGCUCUGGGGUUUCACCCAUUCAUCUCGGUACCUUACUUGAUAUGCAAGUGAUGGUGUAGCGGAUAAUCUACGACUUCAGCUCAUUAUUUGUUGUGGAAGAUCAUCAUUGUAUUUCAUUGGUCAUCUUUAAUAGGCUAAAUUAUGUAUUUAUUCUUUUGGGUGUACAUAUUGUACAACAGUAUAUGCUUUUGCUACUUUCAAACCCCAUGUAAUUUUAGGGUGGCAAUGAGAUAGUAUUCGACAGAUUAGAACAAAGACAUUGAUUGUACCUCAAAUUCCUCACAAAUACCAGUAAAGCCUGUAUCAAAGUUUAUGCCUAUGAAUAAUUUUGUUCA
This is a messenger RNA of Spinacia oleracea (spinach), 1460 nucleotides long. RefSeq lists its product as uncharacterized. The transcript is spliced from 8 exons. Lineage: Eukaryota; Viridiplantae; Streptophyta; Magnoliopsida; Caryophyllales; Amaranthaceae. The coding region runs from base 224 to 1165 and encodes 313 amino acids. The record is from RefSeq and is a predicted model, not a curated record.